AUGGAGCCUGAGGAGCACAAGGACCUGGAAACAGUCGUCCGCGACGCUCGGAAGGCGGAGAAGGCUGCUCGCGAGAGCGAGACAGUGCAAGGUGGGGACGUCAAGGCGUCUGCAGUUCAAGAUCAGCCUGCUGCUGGAUCGCAAACUCAGGAGAAAGAGGUUUCCCCUGAGUGCCAAGGUUCGACGGAGACGAAUCCUGGGUCGCGAAUCCUUGAAGUCCCAGAGGAGCACACCCGCGAGGGUGGUGCUCAGGCGUCUGAGGGAGGCGCCAAUGCGGUUGAGCGCCCGGAGGUGAUUGACUUGGUCUCAUCUUCGGGCGAGUCUGUUGUGGAAGUGAAGCCGGAGCCCGUGCGAGUGAAGGGGGAGGCGAAGACUCAGAGUUCCAAGGUGAAUUCUGGGUUCGCACCACCUGAACCCAGAGUUUCAGCGCCAAGUUCGCAAACGGCACCCAGGAAGACGCCUGAAAGCGACAUCCGGGAAGCUGCUGCGCCUGCUCCGGAAUUGGGAGCAGCGGUGUUGGACACUGAGAGCAUGGCGCUGUACGUCCGACGUGAAGUUCGACGCUGGGAAGAGGUGAAUCCUGGGAAGGUGACGCCCCCGAGUGUCGUCUAUGAGUGGCCGACUCCGAAACCGGACGCUAACUCGUACUUCGCGGCCGCAUACGCAACGGGAGACUAUUUCAAGUGGCGUUUGGCUCUGGCGAACCAAGAUGAUGCCUGGAUCUCUGAGUUUCACCUCGCCCAGUGGGGCGUCGGAACUGCCCAGGAUCUCAUGGCGACCACGAUUCCCCUGAAUAUCAUGUCCGCACGCGAGUGCGUCGCCAUUCUGCAGACUCUGUUCUUCGAAGCUGGUUUCGAGUUUGUCAACUUGAUUCCUGGCUGGUCUACAACGCGUACUUCCAGGAUUCCAGAAAGCCUGGUACGCUCGGACAUGGAGGACACUCAGAAUUUCAUCGCGGUUGAGCUGGUUGAGCGAAGACUGGUGAUCGCUGGUGUGCCUUUCAAGGUGAACUCUGAAGACCAACUUGCACCAAGCAUUCAAGAUCAGGCGCCGAGACUGGAUUACCACAGGGAAGAUGGAGACGGUGAUCUAUUGAUGACGGACUACGAUGCGGAUCUACUGGGCCGACAGUUUGUCCUGAGAUUCAGGGUCACUGGACUCAGGAUUUUACGGAGCCCGCGAGGGUCAAGUGAUGAGAUCGCACCCAGGAAGACCGGUCUCCCCAGGAUUUCAGCGACGACUGCCGAGCCGAAAUUCAGGGUCGCUACCCCGAUUGGUGGUCCAACGGAUGUCAGCGCCGAUGAGCGGAGUCAACACCAGAGCUCUAAGAGCGAGGUGCGCUCUCGACGCUCGACGAAGUCAAUCCUGCAAUUAGCAUUACGUAUCGCAGCGUUCUUCAUCGAUGUGCGAGCCUAG
This is a messenger RNA of Phytophthora sojae, 1416 nucleotides long. RefSeq lists its product as hypothetical. Lineage: Eukaryota; Oomycota; Peronosporomycetes; Peronosporales; Peronosporaceae. The coding region runs from base 1 to 1416 and encodes 471 amino acids. The record is from RefSeq and is a predicted model, not a curated record. The transcript has 2 exons.